Molecule: messenger RNA, 3623 nt
Organism: Clarias gariepinus (North African catfish)
Lineage: Eukaryota; Metazoa; Chordata; Actinopteri; Siluriformes; Clariidae
Gene: mark3a
Product: MAP/microtubule affinity-regulating kinase 3a
Exons: 18
Coding region: 669-2909 (746 amino acids)
Biological process (GO): protein phosphorylation; intracellular signal transduction
Cellular component (GO): plasma membrane; cytoplasm
Molecular function (GO): ATP binding; protein serine/threonine kinase activity
Source: RefSeq, a predicted model, not a curated record
AAUAGAGUAACGCUUGAGGUCCUGGCUUGUCUGCUAUUGGGUGGCCAUCUUGGAAGGAAGGAGCUUUAACCAAACGCGACAGGCAGAGGUCGGAGGAAUGAAGCUGUCAGAGAGCACUUCACUCCCAGGCCCGUAACACCGCGGCUUCACUCCGAGCUGAAGAAAAGAGUAGAUUCACUGCGUGACUGUAGUUAUUCGUUCACAAAGGGACCGUGGUGGGAGAAUCAGGGCCUCGAGGAGGGGGUUUUCUUUCAGGAGAACAGCCGGACAUCCGAAAUGUGAAUCAGAGCCACACACACACACACACACGGACAGACAGACCGUCGUGCUUUUAGUUACGCCUUCCGUUAUUACUAUUAUUAUUAUUAUUAUUUUUGGAAUACAUUUUUCCAAACUAGCUAAUGGCGCGACACCGACGUUGGACUACAACGCCGUUUUCAGCUCGAGGAAACAGUUUGUAGUCUGGACAUUAAUCCAGUGGGAAGUUUUUCACAAGUUUGCGCUGACGGUGCGCUUCGUGAGCCCAGUGCAGUAAUAUGGAAUAGAGAGAGAGAGAGAGAGAGUGUGUGUGUGUGUGAGACAAUCAUUGUCGCGUUAUUUCACCUUAAACACCAGUGCGGAUUUUUUUUUCUUUUUACGGAAACGCUUGAAAAUCCAGCAGCGAUACAAUGUCAACAAAAACAACACUACCAUCCGUGAACGAGCGGAAAACUGAAAAUCACACAUCUAAUGGCCAUAGUCGUAUGGAAGGGGCCUCUCGGUCUGCGCGGUCAGGUGGCCGAAACCGUAGUUCAGGCAAUUCAGGGUCUGAAGAUCAGAAUCCUCACAUUGGAAAUUACCGGCUCCUAAAAACCAUUGGAAAAGGCAACUUUGCCAAGGUCAAACUGGGUCGUCACAUCCUCACUGGCAGAGAGGUGGCAGUAAAAAUAAUUGACAGAACCCAACUGAAUCCAACAAGCCUUCAAAAGCUCUUCAGGGAAGUUAGAAUAAUGAAGAUUUUAAACCACCCAAAUAUUGUAAAGCUGUUUGAGGUAAUUGAGACAGAGAGAAAUCUUUAUCUUGUGAUGGAGUAUGCCAGUGGAGGUGAAGUUUUUGACUACCUUGUUACUCAUGGCAGGAUGAAGGAGAAAGAGGCCAGAGCUAAAUUUAGACAGAUUGUAUCAGCUGUACAGUACUGUCACCAGAACCACAUUGUUCACAGAGACUUAAAGGCCGAGAACCUGCUGUUAGAUGCUGACAUGAACAUAAAAAUAGCGGAUUUUGGCUUCAGCAACCAGUUCACAGUGGGGAAUAAGUUAGACACGUUCUGUGGCAGUCCUCCAUACGCUGCGCCGGAGCUCUUUCAGGGCAAAAAAUAUGAUGGGCCUGAGGUGGACGUCUGGAGUCUGGGGGUCAUACUCUACACUUUGGUCAGCGGCUCACUCCCUUUUGAUGGCCAGAAUCUCAAGGAGCUCCGUGAACGUGUGUUAAGAGGCAAAUAUCGAAUCCCCUUCUACAUGUCUACGGACUGCGAGAAUCUCCUUAAACGAUUUCUUGUGCUCAACCCUGCAAAAAGAGGAACACUAGAGCAAAUCAUGAAGGAUCGUUGGAUUAACUCUGGGACAGAGGAGGACGAGCUCAAACCCUACCUUGAACCAGAGGCUGACAUUUGCGAUGGGAAGAGAAUAGAUGUGAUGGUUGGUAUGGGCUACACCAGGGAGGAAAUUCAAGAGUCUUUGUCCAAGAUGAAAUAUGAUGAUAUUACAGCCACCUACUUGCUGCUGGGCAGGAAGCUUAAUGAGGAUGGGAAUGACUCUACUACUAGCAGCAAUCUCUCAGUGGUGAAAAACAGGCCAGCUAGUGAGAUGAAUGGCCAGUCACCAGCACACCAGAAGGUCCAGAGAAGUGUCUCGUCCAAUCAAAAAACUAGACGCUACAGUGACCAAGUGGGUGGUGUUGUUAACACUGCAUUAAGUAAUGGUAAAAGGCCCGUUCCCAGCACAGCAGAUGUUACCACUAAGCAGGAUGGAGGAGUUGUGGUCCGUAAGGCUCCAUCACACAGCCCCCCCAGCCCAUUACUGGGCAACGCAAACAACCCUAAUAAAGCAGAUAUACCUGACCGCAAGAUGGGCAACUCUCUCGCUCCUAAUAAUAACUCUGGAGGAUCUGGAGGAAUGGGUCGGAGAAACACAUAUGUGUGUAGUGACCGGAUUAACACAGAUCGCCUUUCUGUUGUUCCCAAUGGAAAAGAGAACAGCACAUCUUUGUCUCCUGACCAGCGGAACCCAGGUGCCUCCACUCACAGCAUUGCUAAUGCUGCUACUUCUGAUACACUUCGAUUCCCUCGAGGCACAACAAGUCGCAGCACCUUCCAUGGGCAGGUGAGGGAACGGCGUACUGCGACAUACAAUGGACCCCCAACCUCACCAACACAGCCCCCACGAAGCUGUGCCAACACCAACAACCUGAUCACCAAGCUCACCUCUAAAUUUACCCGCAGAAACAUGUCAUUCAGAUUUUCCAAAAGAGUCUCAACCAAGUUUGAGAGAAGCAGGAGAUUUGAGGGCACAAGUCGCCAUGUACCUGGGGAUCAGCAAAAAGAUGAAGGGAAAGAUGGAAAAGACGGGAAACCCCGCUCUCUCCGUUUCACCUGGAGUAUGAACACCACCAGCAGCAUGGAGCCAGCCGCCAUCAUGAACGAAAUCCGCAAAGUUCUAGAUGCCAACAACUGUGACUAUGAACAGCGCGAACACUUCCUGCUUCUCUGUGUCCAUGGCGAUGGACAUGCUGAUAACCUUGUCCAAUGGGAAAUGGAGGUCUGCAAACUGCCCCGCCUCUCACUCAAUGGUGUCCGUUUUAAGAGGAUAUCUGGGGCAUCCAUCGCUUUCAAAAACAUUGCUUCCAAAGUUGCCAGUGAGCUCAAGUUAUGAAUAUGUCUGUAAUCUAUUCAUGUAGAAGAAAAAUUAAAGUGUUAAAUCCUAUAUAGAAACAAAGCUGUACAAUCACAAAAGUAGCAGUUUGCAAAUGUUUUUUUUUUUUAACAAACCACUUACCCUAUGUAUUUCAAAUGUAUAUACUUUAACAUUGCUAAAAGCAAUAAUUUAUGUCACAUGUGCUAAACACUGUAAAUGAGAAUCGAUUUUAAAUUUUUUGGUGAAUAACGAGCACGCACCCUAUAUCCCUGACAGAGUGAAGAUUGUCAUGUUAUGGCCUAGAAGUGUAAAACCAGAGAUAUUUUAUUCCUCUUCGGACAGUGUUGCAAUGCUAUAGGUAUUUAGUGUUUUGAGCAGCCAGUGUGUAAAGGCUAUGUAAAAUCUAUAAAAACCCAAAUGCUUAUAAAUUGCUUGAGUUAUCCUGCACCGCAGUCCAGUUUAACAAGAUUGUGUUUGUACUUGAAUGUGAUUCAGCUAACCAGUUUGAGUUCACUUUACACCAGGUGAAGAAUGCGAGGCUGAAGUGAAACAUUUUAUUUAUUUUAUGCCCAUCACCCAAGUGUAAAUAAUGCACAUUUAAUUUAGUUACAUUGUUGCCAUUCUCCUAAUCUCAAGAGCUCUAAUAUUUUAAAGGGCUACUUGUAAUUGCUUGUAGUUAUGAAUUAUAUUAAAACAGCUGUACAUGACCGGAUUUAUGUGCAGGCUUAAUUG